AUGCAAUCAUCCCACCAACAACAACCCCCCCAACCCCCCAAACAAGCCGCCUACAACCAAUCCACCAACCCAGUAACCCACACACCCUCCGAGCAACGCACUUCCCAAUCCUCAUCCCAAAACCCAUCGCAAUACGACCACCUCCCCCGACACCGCGGCGACGCCCUGUCUCCCAUAACCCGCAACGCCGCCUCCCAACCCUCCAACUCCAACUCCAACUCCAACACCGCUAAGCACCAAGAAUCCAUGCGCAACGCAGCCUCCACCCUCGACACCGAAUACGGAGUCGAGCAGCAGCCCGCAGAAGGGGACAUCGCGCGGGCCGUGCAGGGCAAGUCGGCGGAUGCGCGGGCCAGAGCACAAGCCGGGGCGCAUGCGGGCGCGGUAGGCAGUGCCGAGGGGCCAGGGGCGCCGGGGUACGAGAAGGGGGAAAUGGCGGACUUGGAUCAGAAGAGGGAGAUGCAUGAUAGGAUGUUGGGGGAUCGGGUUGGACAGAGUCCGGCUCCGCCGGAGGGGGAGGGGGAGGAGGCGAGGAGGAGGAAGUUGAGGCAGGAUGAGGAGGUGGAUGUGGUGGGGGCGGCGAGUCGGGGGUCUAAGGGGAGGGUUGUUUGA
Molecule: messenger RNA, 612 nt
Organism: Aspergillus vadensis CBS 113365
Lineage: Eukaryota; Fungi; Ascomycota; Eurotiomycetes; Eurotiales; Aspergillaceae
Exons: 1
Coding region: 1-612 (203 amino acids)
Source: RefSeq, a predicted model, not a curated record